Pseudoliparis swirei is the source of this 2270-nucleotide messenger RNA. It is a transcript of the gene stx19, whose product is annotated as syntaxin 19. Gene Ontology annotation, molecular function: SNAP receptor activity; SNARE binding. The record is from RefSeq and is a predicted model, not a curated record. The coding region runs from base 211 to 1122 and encodes 303 amino acids. NCBI's taxonomy places the organism in Eukaryota, Metazoa, Chordata, Actinopteri, Perciformes, Liparidae. Gene Ontology annotation, cellular component: presynaptic active zone membrane; synaptic vesicle; plasma membrane. Gene Ontology annotation, biological process: intracellular protein transport; synaptic vesicle fusion to presynaptic active zone membrane; exocytosis. The transcript has 5 exons.
UAUAAGGAGAUCUAACGAUGACAUUAUGACAUCAAAAACUGUGAGUUAUUUUGGAUUAUAUUCCUGAUCAACACUGGCUGGGAGUAUUCAGCAGACAGCCCAAAAUGGAAUACUAACAUCAAGCAUCUUCUUGUCAGAUGUUGACAACAACUGUACGUUCUAUAAUAACUAUGUCUUGAAGAGUGAGCUUUUGAUGAGAGGUUUUCCACAAUGAGAGACCGCUUGGAGGAGCUGCAUCUGAGGGCUCAAGACUUUUCUGAGGCACAUCGUGAGACCAUCAAGCCUUCCUCAGUGGGAGGAGACAAUGACGACUCUGUGGCGGCCGUACACCAAACGGCUGUGGUGUUUGAGGAAGAGCCCAUCAUUGAGAACUUCCUAUCUGAGGUUAAGCAUAUUAGAGAUGAUAUCACCGUGCUCGACACAGAGGUCCUUAAGUUUGGCCAGCAGCAAAAGACGUUGGUGGCAACCAUGCGUCAGUUCAGUGUGAUGAAGAAAGAGAGCAGGAUAACUCAGGACAUCAAGCUCAAGGCUGAGAGCCUCCAUCGACGCUUAGGCACGCUUUCUAAAGAGGUCCAAAAAACUGAGGACCAGCAGGGACCUUCAUCUGUGACAGCGAGAAUAGAGCGAUGCCAGCAUGCAGCGCUUCACAGCAAAUUCCAGCAGGUAAUGCUGCAGUAUAAUGAAAGCCUUCUGACCAAGCAGGAGGGCUGUAAGCAUUUCAUUUCCCGGCAACUGGAGGUAUCUGGAAGGAAUAUGACGGAGGAUGAGGUCAAUGAAAUGGUGGCCUCGGGAAAAUGGGAAGUCUUCAAUGAGAACCUGCUGAACGAUGCCAAAAUCACACGGUCACAACUAUCUGAGAUUGAACAACGACACAAGGUCAGGAAAGAGCUGUUGAGUCUGGAGAACAAUAUGAACGAGCUGAGGAACCUGUUCAUGGACAUUUUCAUGUUGGUGGAGGAACAUGGGGCCUCGAUUGAGCACAUCCAGACCAAUGUAGAAAGCACACAGGAUUAUGUGGCUGUAUCUAAUGAGAAGUUCAAGAUGGCCGCCAGGUACAAGAAGAAUAACCCACUUCGACAGCUGUGCUGCUGCUGCUGCCCACCCUGGAGGUGCUGUCUAUAAAACAUGCAUUCUUUUUCACUCAACGAUCAUUUCGAAUAACAUUUUCACUUUGAAAAAGUCUCACUUAACUUUUGGAAGGGAGCAACAUUGGAUACAAGUCGGCUACCAAUAAUGUGAAGGUUAUGGCACUCUGUUUUUUUGCUGUUGAACAGAGUGAAGGUGAAGACAGAUUCAGCAGAGCAUAAAAAACAAUUAGGUGGAAAAGCCAGCAUUGGUAUUUCAGCCACUUGUUUCUUUCAAAAGGAUGUGAGUUGACUGCUGUUGUAAGAGACAGUUCAGUGAGUGCUACUCAACAACACUGCUGCUUAUUGGAGACCUUCACUGUCAUCUGACAGAGGUCACAAACAAGGGGAAACCACUUCCUCUGCUCGAUCAGCAUCACACAUUUAUUUGUAUUCUUUUCCCACAGAGCUCUAUGAUUUUUGUAUACAGUACAUGCACUUUAAGACUAAUAUAUAAAUAUAUAUAUGUUUUCAGUAUCAACUAAAAUGUAAGUUGGUGGAGAAAGAUUAUUUUUACGAGAUAUUUUGAGCCAUUAUAUAUUAAUGUCAUUCUUGGUAUGCAUGCUGUUGGAAAAAAAAGCUUUACAAUGAGUCACUAUCAUCUAAUUUCCAUCUCGAAGUAUGUUCAUUUUCUGUAAAAAAAAAAGAAGAUGAAUCCUCCUUUCGGUAUCACAGAGUAAGGGAUUCAAGUAACACUUUAAAAAAAGAGCCUUCAUCACAAUUCUCUUCAUCGUGAAAAAAACUGCUAAAAAUCAUUUAUUAAAUUUGAAGGCUACAUUUCAGGAACUAAUUCAUUUCUCUCGACGUUUUGUAUUUUAUAGUGGAAGUUCAGAUUAUGAAUUUGUUGGAAACGUGUGAUUGUUCAGAUGAAUACAUACAUAUUAUAUCAUCUCAUACAUAUUAAAAUGACUGUUUCCCACAAAAAGAAAGCAGUGACUCUUAACUGAGUGUCGCUUGAGGAAGAAGCAGCAAUAACUAACAUAUUGGGAAUAUUCUGUUAAUCUUUUGACAGGUAAUUAAUUGUCUUGAUGAAUAUAAAAUACCAUCAAAUGUUCCCUGUGGGGAAAGUGACUACGAUUUGACAAAUUAAUUUCACAUUCACUUUAUACUUGAUCUCAUUGACUGGCAGAAGGACUCUAAACUAGC